AAGAAGCAACUUCAAAGGAACUUCUAGCAACCGUCGUGCUAUCGCGGAUUCAAAAGGCCGUAAUGUGAUGAAACAUGACACAUUCGAGCUUACUGUCAAUUCAUCCUUAUACCCGUAUGUACCAAAUGCUUUUUUGCGUAGGCACAAAGAAUGUUGGGGAAAAUUCGUGGAGUUGAAAGUGGAUGAAAAGUCAUGGUCUGUAAAAGUGAAGUAUUAUCCUGGAGGCAGUAAAUUAUCUGUAGGUUGGACAGAGUUUAAGGAAGAAUGCAAAUUGGAGAUUGGAGACCGUUGUCGCUUUAAGUUGAUUGAUGAGAAAAAAUUUGUGUUUGAAGUUUCAUUUGAAAGAGUUUUAUAUGUUUAA
This is a messenger RNA of Trifolium pratense (red clover), 361 nucleotides long. Its product is annotated as B3 domain-containing protein REM19-like. Bases 68 to 361 code for a protein of 97 amino acids. The record is from RefSeq and is a predicted model, not a curated record. Lineage: Eukaryota; Viridiplantae; Streptophyta; Magnoliopsida; Fabales; Fabaceae. Gene Ontology annotation, molecular function: DNA binding. The transcript has 3 exons.